This is a messenger RNA of Calypte anna (Anna's hummingbird), 2861 nucleotides long. It is a transcript of the gene SLC39A12, whose product is annotated as solute carrier family 39 member 12. Bases 265 to 2373 code for a protein of 702 amino acids. NCBI's taxonomy places the organism in Eukaryota, Metazoa, Chordata, Aves, Apodiformes, Trochilidae. The record is from RefSeq and is a predicted model, not a curated record. The transcript is spliced from 13 exons. Gene Ontology annotation, molecular function: zinc ion transmembrane transporter activity. Gene Ontology annotation, biological process: zinc ion import across plasma membrane; intracellular zinc ion homeostasis. Gene Ontology annotation, cellular component: membrane.
UAAGAACAGCUCUCUCCAUAGCAACUGAAAACUUUGCAAGGCAGCAAUAAACUAAUCCUCUCCAGACUCCAGAGCACCAUCAAGGAAUUUUAAAAACAUUGGACUUCCAGCAGCUAAAUAAUUCUUAAGAUUCAGAAGGCCACGAAGCUAGAUACACAAGCAUUCUUUUUCCCUUCAGGAGAUUCCUCAGGUUUCGAGUUUAAGCUGUGAAGUGCAAGCAACAAUUCAACAGUCAGUGCGGAUCACGCACUGCAGGAAGAGGAGAUGUGUUUCCUGACCAAGCAUCCAGCUCUUGGGGUGGUAUGUUCUGCUUUCAUAUUCAGCGUGCUCAUUGCUGAAGGACAGCCUGGGGAAGAGCACGGGCAGGAUGGCAGCUAUGCUCCCAGCCGGGGCUCUCUGAUGGAAGUUUUACGCGUUCUUUCAGCUGACAACACUGAGCUCCACAUGAAUAACUCACGAGAAGUGGUCAAAGUGUUACUGGAGAGAGCUGAGUGUCCACAGCGGAUUUAUGGCAUGCGAGAGGAUUGUAAUCUGUGCCUUGAACCAGAUGCUUUGCUACUAAUAGCUGGUGGAGAUUCAGAAGGCCAUCUCAGCGAAGAAGUAUUUGAGAGAAUUUCUCUUAUUCUUCUCUACUACAUUCUUCAUCACAGAGAUGUAUGUUCUUCAGAACUACUCUUGAAUAAUAAGGAUUAUAAAUUCUACCUACAGAGCAUGCUUAGUUUAAGGCAUGAUGAAGACUGCUAUUAUUUUUCAAGGAAUGAAACUGAAGAUAUUUUGGCUGCAGUAAGGAAACAUUUUAAAACUUCUGAAACCCAGUGUGUUGAUGUGAGUACUCUGGAGAAAAAUGCUGAUAUAAUGGGCAGAGAUGGUGCUGAUGAAAACACUCUUCCACGCCUGGCUGCUUUAAUCAUUACUCUGGCUUUCCAAGGAGUCUGUAUGGGGAAAGCAAGUUUGCCCUCUCCAGAAUUCUUUAUAAAAUAUAUUUUUAAUUCUCUAAACAGUACCACUGAGCUCCAAGUGACAGAAUUAGAAGAACUCCUAAACCUGCUUACAGCCAAGAUCUGCACUGUAAAUGGGCAAUUCCACAGUCACAAAAGACAACGUUACAGCACUGCAACCAGAGAGACAGUAGCCAGAAAUAUUCUGGUCCAGGCAAACCAUACCAAAGGAAAUGAUCUCAAGGAUUAUUUUGAAGAUCGUGAAAGGAACACACGUUGGGAUCAGGUUUGCUUCUCUGCCAGUGAACUUGUGAAGAUAUUUUUUAGAAACAGUUCUUCCUCCAUUUCUGAGGACCACUUCAAGCAAAUCAGUCCAGCUAUCAUUCAGCAACUAUUAAGUUGCUCAUGUCAGCCUCCUGAUUCCAAGCGGGCAAAGCUUCUACCAACAACUUUGGAAAAAUAUGGAUACAGCACUGUGGCUGUUUUACUUAUUACUAUUGGAUCUAUGUUUGGUACAACUCUUAUUUUAUUUAACUCCUGUCAAGAAACAUAUACACUCAUUUUACAACUGUUUGUUGGUCUGGCUGUUGGUACCCUUUCUGGAGAUGCAUUGCUACACCUUAUUCCUCAGACUCUUGGUUUGCAUAAACAUGAAGCACAAGAAGUAGAACAUUUCUAUGAGGGUAAAGAAUAUAUUUGGAAACUUUUGGGAAUAAUUGGAGGAAUUCAUGGAUUUUUUCUGAUAGAAAAGUGUUUCUUUCUUUUGGUAACACCACGUGACCAGCAGGGUCUUUCUUUAGUUAAUGGGCACUGGGGACAUUCCCAUGAUCUUCCAGUGGAAUCUGAAUUAAAUGAACAUUCAGUCAGAGGCAAAUCUACUUCAACCAUACAGUUGAGAAGCCCAGAAGACUCUGAGUCUGCUGAAGUUCCUCCAGAGAACAAGGCGAUCAGCAAAAAAAGUAAGAAAAUUAGCUUGUUAGCAAUAAUGGUUCUGGUGGGUGACAGUCUUCACAAUUUUGCUGAUGGCUUGGUAAUAGGAGCAGCAUUCUCUUCCUCAACAGAAACAGGUGUGACAACGACUAUUGCUAUUUUAUGCCAUGAAAUUCCUCAUGAAAUGGGAGAUUUUGCUGUGCUGCUAAGUACAGGGCUCCCUACGAAGAUUGCAAUUUUGAUGAAUUUUAUAAGUGCACUUACAGCGUUCUUAGGACUUUAUAUUGGCCUUUCUGUAUCAACUGACCUAUGCAUUCAAAACUGGAUUUUUACUGUUACAGCUGGAAUGUUCUUGUAUUUAUCUUUAGCAGAAAUGCUUCCUGAAAUGACUCAUAUUCAGACACGGCGACCCUGGUUGAUGUUUCUCCUACAGAACCUUGGAUUACUAUUAGGCUGGCUUUGCCUCUUACUUUUGGCUAUAUAUGAACAGAAAAUUAAAAUGUAGGUUUUCUCUUGGAAAUCUUGAAGUACCACUUAUGACAGUGGAUAGCCUUAUUCACAAUGUUGUCAUGUCUGCUAUAGUGAUACAUAAAUUAAGUUACUGGGAUUUUUGUAUCUGAACAGUUGAUAACUAUUUCACUUUAUUAACUUAUUGUUCAGAUUUUGUAAUUUUAAUAUUUUUUUUUUGUAAACAUGAAUGUUUAGAAUUAUGUUUUAUUUGCUACUGAAUUUACCAGAUCCCGUGCUCAAACUCGCAGAAACUUUUGAUUAGUUUUUAUCAAGACUGUUCUAAUUCAAUGCUCUCUGCCAGUGAUCUCUGCCAGUCUGACUGAAAAAAGGAAUAAAACAUUUUCAUAUAAAAUAAUUAAAGUGAACUAACCAUAGCUGAAUAAUUUGAAGCAGAAGUGGUUUUUGCUUCUAAGUAAAAAGAAUAAAUGUAUUUCUAUAAAACUAAAAGGUAUAGUAAAUCUAAACUGUCAAAUGGUGUACAGC